UAAACCCUAGCAACACUAUAAAAAAAUAACACGGCCGUUGUAUGUUGACUGCGUUUGCAAUUAUCAUUUUUAUUUUGAGUAUUUAUUCCAAAUUUGCUGUGUUUCUCUUAAUAUUAAUGAUGCAUUGUUAUUAGCAGCUGUCAGAUAUUCUGUCCGCUGACUUUAAUAAUAUAUUUACGCCAUGUAUUUCGACGAAGAAGACAUACUUCAUGUCGUCCGUCGUGAGCUCUUUACACUUAGGUCCAACCUUGAGGCCACGCCUUAUGGUUUGAGAAGUGUACCCACUCACACUGAAGAUGGAAUACCGAUCAGGAAACUAUAUGUGUCCAAUUUACCACCUAAGACCACCCGGGCAGAGCUUUUUGGAGUGUUUGCACCAUACGGUUUCAUCAAAAGCUGUUGGCUGAGGAAGGGUGAUAAGGGCUCCAGCAAGAACAGUCCCAUACCAACUUAUGCCUUUGUGACUUUUAGCAACCCAGCUGAUGCCCACAAAGCAUUACAAGCACCAAGCCAUGAGAAAAAUUUGCGAGGUCGCAACCUAAGAAUAUCUCCAGCGGACAGUUGGCAUCAGCCUGUUGAGGAUGCUGAUGGUCGAGUACGCUGGAAGCCACGUGGCCCUAAAUCCGAGAGGCCUACAUCCAGAGAUUCUAACAAUAGUCAUUCAGAAGAAGCUGCCGAUACGAAUUCUUCUGAAGUGCCACAGGAAACUACAGAAAUUGUUGCGGAAACCUCUACUUCAGAAACGGAAAUACAAACUGUUCAAGAAAAUACAGAAGAAGAACAAGGAUAUAAUAUAUUGGAUAUUUUAAACAGGGAUUGUUUAACACACAUCCUAACGUAUAUUCCACUACGAGACCUCAUUAUAUCGGAAAGAGUUAGUAAAGGCUGGCAAAGCAUGGUUCAGGAAUAUUUAGCAGGCAUAAGAGUGUUCAAGACGUCGUGGUGGCAGCACGUGCCAGAGACGCUGACGACGGCAGUGCUACGGCGCGUGCUGCAGCGCGUGGGCGGUUCACUGACGCGGCUGCACAUCGACCACCCCUGGUCCGCACUCAACGACCGCACCGCACACACCGUCGGCAAGUUCUGCCCAGACCUCGAGGAGUUCAAGGUAGUUGGAAUGCAUACAAAAAAUUGGAACCCGUUGAUAUAUGGAUGUAAACAGCUAAGAAGCCUUUCUUUUGUGUCUUGCAAUAAGCUGACGGAUUCCAGUUUAGUUCAUCUGGUGAAAAGCGAUUCGUGCAUAGAGAGUUUAAUGGUCGCCAACAACACCCACGUCACUGGGCUGUUUCUGACUGGCUCAAACCCACCAAAGUUAAACUCCCUGUCGUUCUACAACUGUUACAACCUCCAAGGCACAGUUCUGUGUGCUGCUAUCGAUACUCUGCCCAACCUGACCACAUUAAAACUUGAUGUGUGUCCAGCCACCAUGUGGAAAAUCAUUCCUCUCAUAUUACAAAAACUACCGCAACUGGAAGACUUAUCGCUGAGCGAGUACACUUCUGUGGAGAUUAGUUUCGCGACUCAAAGCAAUGAAGCGUUCUGUGAAUCACUUGCCACAUUGACUGAACUGAAGACAUUGAAUCUCAGUAGAAAUAUUCAUAUAACUAAUGACGUGAUGAAGCAGGUUGCGCAGUCGUGCCCCAAGCUGGAAUCCUUGAAUAUAUCUAGCUGUAAUAGCAGGAAGCAAUUUCCGCAUACAGGUGUGAGCGACGAGGGCGUGAUGGCGAUUUGCGGGUCGUGCAUGUGUCUGCGGCGGCUGGACGUGUCGUACCUGGCCGCGCUGUCCGACGACGGCGUGUGUGCCGCCCACGUGCUGCCGCACCUCACCGAACUCACUGCGCGCGGCAACCCCGCGCUCACCGCCGAGUCGGUCGCGCGAUGCAUCGCUUCAUGCCAUUUCUUGAAGGAAGUGGACGUGUGCGGGUGCGACGGCGUGUCGGAGGCGCUGGUGGAGGCGGCGCGGCGCGCGCUGGAGCGGCGCCCGCGCGCGCUCGUGCUGCGCCUGGCCGGCACCGCCGCCGCCGCGCUGCAGUCCGAGUUCCCUACGCACAAGAUGCUGACGGUGAACGUAGUCGACGACCGCAGCAACCCAAACCUGCGUCCCGACUUUGUGGAUCGCAUAUUCGAGGACAGUUCCGACGACUCGCUCGACGAACUGUACGACCACGAUGACUUCGACGACUUUUUCGGACAAGAUGAUGAGCUGUUUUUAGACGAUGAGUUGGACGACUACGAAGCGAUCUAUGCGUAUGGUCUGCAUGCGCCCGGCGUCAUCCUCCUGUAGAGGCCGGGCGCCGCGCCGUCGCACGCGCCGAGGCCACGCCCUCUCCAUAAACGACGGGCUAAAUUAGUAUAAUUCAUACUUAAAUAUACGCAGGCGUCAUUUUAAUUUCCCUUCAUGCGACAACGAGGUAAAUGGGAUUAUUUUGCCCCAAUUAUUACUUUAGCUUACAUUUUCUUUGUCGCAUUUUAUUACAUAAUUUAGUCGAAUGUAUACUGUACAGGAUGUUAUUUUUAGAUCUUCAUCUGGUCUAAAAGUUGCAGUCAAUCUUGUUUACACUGGAAACUUGAUAAUGAUUAUAUUUAUCUGUGAUGAAAUAUUAUCUUAAUACAAUUCAUCUUGGUCCAUAGUGUUCCUUACAUUAUCUAUACUCAUAAAAUUAAUAUGAUAUAGAUUUGAUAUAAUUAAAGUGUGAAUCAAAAUAAUGUUUAAUGUUAUUUAUUUAUGGAACCACACCUUUUGUUAAAUGUUAAUUUGUAGUGAAGAAUAAAAACACAUAACAAAUGGCUGCCACAUAUUGCUGUUGAUUGUGAAGAUUUGUAUAUUGGCAUUCAUCAUUGCUUUGUUUGGAAUGAGAAAUGUUUGUAGGAAUAGAAUGCCUUAGGUCUUCUUUAAAAUCAUUCAUAAUGAUCUAAGCGCUAAGCUUUCAUUACCAGUAAAUACAUUAGUUAUGGUUCUUAACAAUGGUAAGUAAGAAAAUUAUUGUGCUGUUAUUAACAUACUUAUAUAUUUUGUUAUUCACUUCAACCGCACAUUUCAUUUGUCUAGUCACCAUCAACAGGAAUUGUGGACAGUGUAAACAAACCUUUUGCUUAAUAUUUCACCAUAGAUUACACACGAUAUUUUACAAAAGGUAUAAAAUUCAUUGGAUGUCUAAAUGUUGGUAUAUUUUGUUUAGUAAAAGUUGAUGUUCAUUUGUAUUCGUUUUGCAUGAUUGAAUGUGAAUCCAAAACUAAAAAUUCAUUUCAGACAUGUAUGUACCGGGCCACAUCUACUAACUGUUUAUCUUGAUCUGUCCAAUCUGAGUCUUAAAAUAAUAGUAUUAAAUAUAAUAGUUAAGGUUUCACCACAUGUAAUCUUUCUCGUAAAUAGUAAUUUAUGUAUGUUACAUAAAAUAAUGUAGUGGGUUGUUUACACUUGCACAAUUCCCAUUGACGGUGAUGAAGUCUCAAUUAGAUAGAGCUAGUUUUUUGCGGCAAGUUUCUUGAAACGGGUUUUGCCUGUCAAUGCUGACAAGAAUUGCCUCACCAUUGUCCUUAGACGGGAAAACUUUUGAUUUCCUUUUAAGAAUCGUAUGUGCGAUGCGAGAAAAUUACUCCGUUAUAUUGAGGAUACUAACGGAACAGAACUACUAUCAUAAUAUGUAUAGUUUUACAUUGAUUUCUUGUAUUAUGUAGUUAAUUUAGUUAUCAUUUUAGGAAUUGUUCUAUAUAUUAUGAUGUUUUGCCAUAGUCCCUGUUUUCAUGCAAAGGACAUAGGGUAGUUGACCACCAUUAAAUUUAGAAUAACGUUUAAUAUGAAAUUGAAAGUUUUACAAUAAUUCAGUAGCAAAAAAUAAAACAAGAUGGGAGAAUAAAGGAUGUUGUUAUACGCUUAUUGAAGUUUAGAAGGUUUAAUGAUGCGGGUCUGAACUGUGAUCCUUAUCGCAUAAUGGGAAUACCCUUGUGGUUUAUAUGCAUAAUAGGAAGUUGCAAAUUGCGAUGUAUCACAAUGCGAUUGGUGGAUAAAAAAUUUCAAAAUAAUUUGUCUAAUAGUACAUGGCCGCUUAUUAACAGUUACUAUUCGAUAUUUUCACAUUCCAGACUUCUCCAGAAAAAAAUAGUAUCAAUGUGGAUUAAAAUGUUUUUUGGUUGAUGACCUUAUUGAAAAGUUUUACUAAGUGAUUUGAUUUACAAAAUAUGCUCAACUACCCAAUUAUAUUGGUUUUACGAUGCAAAGCUUGUGUGUGAUGUGAUUUUUCUGCUCUGGAUUUAGACAAGAAAUUUUAGGUUUGUAAUCAUUUUUCAAUAUUUUUAUUAUGUUAGUGUAUCUUUAUUGUUUUCCCUUUUUAAGAACUUAGCAUACAUAAUCAAAGUGGUGAUUUUUAUUUGUUUUAAUAGUAAAAUGCUUUCGUUUUAUUCACUAGGUCAAACAAUCAGAUGCUGUUUAUUUUUUAUGGUAUUUUAAACACACAGGCAUUUUUUUUUAAUUUCAAAUUACAAAAGAGGGGUUUUGUUGUUUUUAUAGAACUCGUUGUUUGAAUAAUGCUUAGUUUUACUGUGGAUAUAUCUAUAAUUUGUAUUUAUAAUUUUUUACUUCCAUCUCCAUGAGUACCUGUUUGUUUCAUUACAUCUCCUUGUUCUGUGUAAUAUUUCAUAAUAAUAUUAUGUAGAAUUUGGUAAAGUGAGGUUUAUAAGUUAAUUUUUUAGAGCAAAGAAAAUGUUGUGUGUAAUUAAACAUUUUAUAUUUUUACAUGGCAUUUUCCAUUUUACAAUGAAUGUAAACAUUUUGUUGAUUUAACAUUUCAUUUUCAAUGUGAACUCAUUGAGGUGUUCAAUAUUGUAAACCUUUUUUACAAGGAUAUUAUACAUGUUGUCAUUAUUGGGUUAAUUUAAUGGUGAUUUAAGUUUUGGAUUUGCAUUUUGAGAAGAUUAACUUAUGCAUGCAUGAUUUGUGAUAACCACUUGGUUUUUAUACAUUGUGUUACAUCAUUACUAAGAAGCAAAAUAAAUUUUCUUCAAACACUGA
This is a messenger RNA of Manduca sexta (tobacco hornworm), 5008 nucleotides long. Its product is annotated as F-box/LRR-repeat protein 7. The transcript has 13 exons. Gene Ontology annotation, molecular function: RNA binding; protein binding. Bases 182 to 2284 code for a protein of 700 amino acids. Lineage: Eukaryota; Metazoa; Arthropoda; Insecta; Lepidoptera; Sphingidae. Gene Ontology annotation, biological process: SCF-dependent proteasomal ubiquitin-dependent protein catabolic process. The record is from RefSeq and is a predicted model, not a curated record. Gene Ontology annotation, cellular component: SCF ubiquitin ligase complex.